AUGUCACAGGAUCCCUCCAGCUUUGGCAAUUGCGACCGGGGCUUGAUGACCAUAUGUAAACUAAAGCAUGACGACUUCCAAAUGGCUGUUCGUGCCAUUACAAAGUGGAACAACUGUGAUUUCCCCAAUAUCGCCACGUACCAAGAGAGAGGUCAACUCAGCAGAACGCGACUGAACGAACUGUGCCGGCGCUACAAUCACGACCUGGACUCGAUCGCCCAAGCUUUCAAACGUAGCUUGGUAGAAAACGAUUUUCAAUACAUCAGUCCACGGGGAGAUAUGGUCGCUACUCACCGAUUAGUGCAAGCUCAUGCUGUAGGGAAUGCAGAGCGUAAAUCAGCAGAAGACCGCAAUCACGAUUCUCAACUGAAAAAGAAACAGCGCAAACGUUUUCCCACUGGAGAGGAAGCAGGCAUGGAACUGGGAGCAAACGAUGCCCCGCAGACGUCACCAAAGUUACAGCUGUUGCCCGAGAAACUUUCUUCAGCUAGCCCUGGGAAUUUUCCUGGGAUACCGUACGAGACCAAUAUCAGUAUUCUGAAGUCGCUCCUAGCCAAACACCCGGGACAUCAGUCGCCGUUGUCGGCACCACACCCACCACUACAUCUGCAUAAGCAGCCGCGCAAGUCAGCUGCAACAAUUGCCACCCAAACGGAUGACCACGUUGACGAGGCUCGGAAAUCUGUUACGGCAGUUGGCACCCAGAUGGAUAACCCGACUCUCCAGACUGUGGGAACCAUGACACAGUAA
Molecule: messenger RNA, 750 nt
Organism: Paramacrobiotus metropolitanus
Lineage: Eukaryota; Metazoa; Tardigrada; Eutardigrada; Parachela; Macrobiotidae
Exons: 3
Coding region: 1-750 (249 amino acids)
Source: RefSeq, a predicted model, not a curated record